Messenger RNA from Lytechinus pictus (painted urchin), 1812 nucleotides. Its product is annotated as ribonuclease T2-like. The record is from RefSeq and is a predicted model, not a curated record. Lineage: Eukaryota; Metazoa; Echinodermata; Echinoidea; Temnopleuroida; Toxopneustidae. Gene Ontology annotation, biological process: RNA catabolic process. The transcript has 9 exons. The coding region runs from base 126 to 887 and encodes 253 amino acids. Gene Ontology annotation, molecular function: ribonuclease T2 activity; RNA binding. Gene Ontology annotation, cellular component: extracellular region.
UGAUAAAUAGGACAUUCCAAUGACCUCGUCACCAUUCAGCUCAGACGGACGGCAGGAGCAGACGACAUUAGCGGGCAUCGUAUGAUAGUAUCGGAAUUUUUUUUUUGGAGAUUCGGUCUAACGAAAUGGCGCGCUUCUCACUUUUGCUUCUUCUUGUUGCGGUAUCCUACCUCGAUGUCGGUGAAGGCAUUUCAUUUCAGGAGCUCUUCCGACAAGUCUGGGAAGAGUCUCCUUACGAUAAGUUGAUUCUAGAAUAUCAGUGGGCUCCAUCCUACUGUAAAAAGGAGGAAUGUAAAAUUAACAGAUUAGCCAAGAAAGAGUGGACAAUCAAAUCUCUAUGGGCCUACAAGAAUAUUGAUGAAAACCAUGAAAACAAGCUAAUAAAUUGCGAGGGCCCUGAAUUCAACAAUGAUGAUAUCAAUGACAUACGCCCGCAGUUGAUCAAGAAAUGGCCUACAUACAAACGCGGAGAAAAUAACUUGAAAUACUGGAAAAAGAACUAUGAGAAAUAUGGAAAGUGUGUAAACGAUUUGGAAAAGUUCAACACCAUGAAAAAGUACUUCAAAAACACGAUAGAGCUCUCCGACAAGUACAAAAUAAAAGAAAUCCUCCACAAUGGCGAUAAUCCCGUGAAUCCGUCCGUCACUCCCAAAUAUAUGUACAACGAUUUUAAGUCAGCUAUCAAGAAGUACAUCAACAAGGACCCUAACAUCAAGUGCUAUGAAAAGGAGAACAAGCAGUAUAUCUACGAGAUCGAUCUGUGCUUCAACAAGAAGUUAGAAGCAAUCAACUGUGACAUUUCCGAGAAGAUCGAUGACGAUUAUAAGUGUGACAUCGAGAAUAAGAUCGAAUACCCCAAGUUCCCGCAUUUCCAUCUUGGUGCAUAAUACUAUGGUGCACAAUACCAUGGUGCACAAUCACGUGUCACGUCCGGCGAGGUUCUCGCCAGACUAUCCGAUUGACGUUAAAGACAUUGAGGACAGCGUUAAUGACGACAAUGAAAAUGAGAUGGAUAAAGGGUUUUAAAUUUUCUUGGAAGGUGCAUAUCACUACAGAAGUUUCGAGUACGAAACUUUAGGCACCGAUAUACUGGCAAACCGGUUAUACUUGGCUAAGAACUUUGUCAUGACACCAUGUGAUGCUGUGGACAACAUUUUCUUACACAUGUUGUAGUCGAAAUCGCGUCUUUGACAUUUAUUAAUUGAUUUAUUCAGUCGACAUCCUAUAAAGGGUCUAGGUCUUCUUUCUGGUGUUAUGGGCUACCGUUAUCCAAUUUGUUGUUGUCACUGUUUGUUAAGUGUGUUUUAAAACAUGAUUGUAAGACGGGGGAAGCGAUACACUUCAAUUUAAUGAAAAAAUAAAUACAUAUUACAAUCAUAAUCGGUGUUUCAUUUAAUAAAAAGAGUUCAAAAUCAUCACUAAAAUAAUUCCUGCCAAUAUACUUCUGGUUCCAACAUAACCUGUUUCAAUAUACACUCUAACAAAUUAAAUGUUAAAUCAACAUUUUAAAAGGUUUGAGGGGUGACAACAUUUUAUAAAUGUUGCAUUUACCUCCUUAAAUGGUUCGACCUAACGCUUAAAAUGUUGGAUUUAGCCUUUAAGCAAGGUUGAAAAUAACAUUUUGAAAAGAUUGCACUUUCAACUGUUGAUUUAUCUUUUCAUUUCUUAGAGUGUACGCCGUAGGUGGCGUUAUCAAACAAAUCUUGCAUGGGGUGUAAUUCAGCUCGAGAACAUUUUCUUCGAAAACUAGCUGAUAUAAAUUUGAAUUGGACAUUAUGCUAAAUAAUAACUGAAUACUACGUGAACAGAUAA